AUAGUUAGUUAGUAAAAAUGUCCAGAGUUGGUCCUGUUGGCCCUGGGCAAGGCCUCAGUAAAUCAUUAACAUCAGUAGCUCCGCAUUUGGUACGCUCUACAGUCGCUACUCCAUACACUAAAGGCGGCAAGCUAGUUGUUGGGACCCCUCCAAUUCUCCCGCGAAAUGUAUCUAGAGGAACAUCGGACAAAAUGGUUCACAACUUAUUAGGAUCUCAAAUGGCCUCUCUGGGGCAUAACCAGUCUUCGUGUUUUGGUUCUACAACAACAUUUAACGAGAGCGCAAGUAGUAAUCAGUCCAACAGUAACGGUUUCAUUCGCCUCAAGUUCAAUGAAGGUCAAACUAUUUGCGGAGUUCCAUGUCAAUCAUUAGAAUGCGUAGUCAACGUCAAAGGGAAAGAAAAUGGUGUGAGUGUCAUCUCUCGGGCUGCUCAAGUCAGACAGUUUGGAGAAUUCGUUGAUACCCAUGUAGUGAGUGGGAGAUGCCUGGAGAUCUUUGUCCGCAACAGACUCACCGGAUCUCUAGUAGGGGGUGCUGUGAAUAUCACUCAGGAGACUUUGGCUUCAAAAUGUCUGUCUGCACCCAAGAAGAAGAAAGAGUUUCCGCUUAUGUUGGACAAAGGUGGUGAACUCCGAGUUACAGUGAAGUACUUCAGCGAAAAAGAAGAAAAGAGUUCAAGUUCUGCUAGACGAAAGUCGAGACAAACUGAAACGAACGCAAACACAGGUAUACUUCCGUCGCCAAAUAGCACUUCAGGAGUCACUGUGGUUGACCAGUUUCACAACCCACAACAAUGGAGUCGAAAACAAACUAGUCAACUGCAGUUCAGAGAACUGGAUGGCGGUAAUGGUCUCAGCCAGUCUCUGAAUUUAACCUCAACUGGCAGUACUCCCGGGGGGUCAAUAUCUGGCUCACCUCAUCACAACAGAUCCAAUCUUAGCAGUAGUAGACAACAACACCAGCAGAUGAUGUCCAAUAGUGGAAGUUUCCCUAAGUCAGCAACUAUUACAUCACAGGAUUUCUUCAUGGACAAUCUCAGUAGCAAUAGUCUAGAGUGCAGUAGCAACAAUAGCCCCACCCUUCAAUCAAGCCACGCCCCUAAUCAGAAGUGUUCAUCAAAGCAGACGACUAGUACUCAAUCAAACAACUCAAACUCACCUUUACUGCUAUCCCAGUUCAGAACAAUCAGCCAAUCACAGCACAGUAGCUCCAAAGACCAAUCAGUGUCGCCCUCUCAUUUGUCGAAUAGCUACACUAAUCAUGGCACGCCUCUACAAUCAGGAAAUAUAUUCAUGAACAGUAGUUGUAAUAGCAGUAAUACAAAUACAAUCAGUAGUUUAGCGGCCAAUGAAGUUAUUCAGUCGAGGCGGUUUGCGUUCAAAGAGAAGAAAAUGCACAGCGUGAACGGACAUGAGUUCGUCUCGCAUUUCUUCAAGAAUCUAACAUUCUGCAGUUUCUGCUCAGACUUUUUAUGGGGUCUGUUGAGUCAUCAGGGCUACAGGUGUGUGCAGUGUACUCUGGUCGUGCAUAAAAAGUGUCACUUCAAAGUACUCACACAAUGUCCAGGCAGUUUACACAACACGCCCACUGCACAGGCACUGGUGGAGCGGUUCCACAUCAACGUGCCACAUCAGUUCACAUCCACCUCCAAGUCAUCACAACUGCUCCUCUCUCUCCAGUUCUGUGAACAUUGCGGCCAGAUGAUAUUCCCAGUGUGCCACAGUGCAGUAAAGUGUGGAGUGUGUGGGUUUGUGUGUCACAAGAAGUGUGCUGCCUUCACUGCCAACAUCUGUGGAGUGGACCAGAAGAGCAUCGCACGUGCACUCCAGGCCAUAGACACCGACAAACAGGAGAAACUAGAGCGUGCCUUACGGAAUGAAUCGGACGGCGGUGGUGACAAUUACUCCACCUCCGACUACUCGGAGUUCCACCCGAACUAUGUCGGUCUAUAUUCCACCAUUCCCGCGCUGAUGCCAAACAAUCAAUCCCCGCACCCCUACUCUAUGUCAUCCAACGACCCAACACAAUCAAUCUCACCCCACUUUACGGGUGCGGGACACAGUCUUAAUUUAUGGUACAAUAUGGGUCUAACGCCUGUACCAGGUAGACACACUGACUCGGGUUUUGGUUCGGAUAACACGAGUUAUGUGCCUAUGGACCCGCCGUUGCUAACGCCUCCGAAUCGCAAUCUUAACUCAUCCGAAUCGCCGUACGAAGACAUGUAUGCGCCGCCAUCGUGUUGCUCGUCGGGUUCGGCUAGUAAUUCGCCCGAUUUGAAUUCACUCUCGCCGAAGAAGAAACAAAGCUUAGGUUCAGUUUACGAGCAAAUGUGGCUGACGACAGCGGGAAAACCGGUAUUUGUGAACAAAAACAUCAAAAUACCAGACAGUUUUACGAAUGAUAACAAGAUAUGCUAUGAUGAAAAUGUGAAUAUUACAACUGAUCAGACGACUGGAGGAAACAGCGGGCUAAGUUUGAAUUGUUUUCACAUGCGUACUUUGAUUGGCCGAGGCAGUUUCGGGAAGGUGGUUUUGUGUGAACACACUGAAAGCGGAGAACCAGUGGCGAUUAAGAUUCUGAAGAAACAUAGUGUGUUGAUGGACGAUGAUAAAGAUGCAGUGUUUCUGGAGCGAGAUGUGUUGCAUUUAACAGCCUAUCAUCCGUUCUUUACUCAUUUGAUUGCGACAUUUCAAUCAGAGACGUGUCUGUUCUUCGUGAUGGAGUACAUCCAAGGAGGCGACAUGAUGUUCCACAUGGCACAGAACAGGAAGCUAGCAGAGCCAGUGGCCAGAUUCCUCUCUGCCGAAGUGGUGCUAGCUCUCCAGUUCCUCCACCAGCACAAUGUCAUCUACAGAGACCUCAAGCUCGACAAUGUACUCAUCGAUAGUCAAGGCCAUGUGCGUCUAACUGACUUCGGCAUGUGUCGCAAGCUGAAACACAGCGAGGACUUCGCCACCACUCUCUGUGGCACCCCAGACUACAUGGCCCCAGAGAUCGUAGCCACUCGUGCUCCUAGAUACACCACUAGUGUAGAUUGGUGGGCUUUGGGAGUGCUGUUGUUUGAGAUGGUCUGUGGAAAUACUCCGUUCAGGGCUCCGAACAACAAUGACAAAACACGCCACGAGAUGAUAAUCAACGGGAAAGUGUCUCACUACCCUCAUCACAUGAGUGCCCACUGCAAAAGCGCCAUCAAGGGGUUCCUCACAGUGAGUGUGUUGGAGAGACUAGGCUGUAGUGGGGACCCGAAAGUGCACCCCUUUUUCACUCAGAUUGAUUUCGAGAUGUUGGAGAGGAAACAAGUGCAGCCGCCUCAUAAAUUCCACUUACAGAGCAAUAGUGCUGGUGGUAAGUUUGACACGUGUAACUUUGAAGACCAGUUCACACGGGAGAAAGUGAGUGUGACUCCUGUGAACGAAGAGGACGUACCAGAUGAACAACACCAGAAACUGUUCAGAAACUUCUCUUUUCUAUACUCAACCUCCUAACUAAACAAACUAAACCAUUUCAGUUUCGGCUCUUUUCCAGUUUUCCUAAGGAAUCGAAAAACGUCAGAGAAGUUUGUUCAAAAAUGUUCAUUUUUUUCACACUGACUUGUUUUUGUACGGCUUAUAACAGCAAAAACUUUAUCACAUAGCAUUUAGGAAAUUGUAUUUUCACAAAAAUGGAUCGGGCUGGAAAAGAGCAGCAGUUUCAGGUAAAAUUUGAAAAUCGCGGACGAAAUAUGCUGUGGAAUCUUAAUUAUUAUCUAACUGGUAGACUAUGAGAAUCUCUUAUGGCCGAAGGCACGAUUGUCCAAAAUUUAUGUUAAGCAAUCAGAUUUCAGAAAUGAAAAAUCUGAAAGUAAGCUUGAAAAAAAAUCUGUCAGAUUUGGAUUGUUCGAAAGAAGUUGAGUAGUUGAAAUCUUUUAGGCACGAUAAUAAUUCUUUUCAAGACUCGAUUCAGUGACUGAUUGGUCCGCGGUUGUAGAUUUUUCCGUAGGGCAUUUUGAAAACAAAGCGAUCAAGCUAUUGCAAUAUUUUUAUUCAAACAAAAAUAACGAAUGAUUUCGUGGGGCUCUUCAUUUCUUGGGUCUCUUGUUGCUUUGAAAAAAGUUUUUUCCAAACUAAGUUCAAAACUGAUAUCUGUUUUAGAAUUGAAAAUGCCUCUAAAUUGAUCUAUUCUCAUUAAGUUCCUGUCUUCCAAUGAUUAAUAACGAAUGUAAACCUAUUAAUGUAUGCUAUUUAUGAUUGCUAUUUAUUGUAACUUAAUUGUUUAAUUUGCAUGAUUGUUCAAUGAUUAGUUCAAUGGAACAGGAGACAUACUGCGUGCUAUUACUAGUUUUAGAGCUGAACUGAUUCAAUAGAAUAUUUAAAACGAAAACUGUCUCAAAUUCAUAAUAAACUUUUGCUGUCACAAUCAAACAUGAAAUUUUGAAAAAUUUUAGUCCGAUUUUUUUUCAAUAGCAACGAGCAGUUUUUCAGAGUUUAAUUUUCUAUAUUGAUCACCUUAAAAAACGACUUCUGAAUUGAUAUCAUCAUACAACUGUUGUUUAAUAUUAUCAACUGGUCCUCACCUAUCUUGCCUUAGAAUGUGUCUAAACCAACUCAGUUCCGAAUUUGAGAACGCCGAAUAUCCCUAUCAACUUUGGCCAAUAUAUGAGUUUGCCUGCGAAAAAUAUAUCGUCACGAUUUUAUAAUUAACAUUAAGUUUUUUUCAGAAUUGAAUUUAUUGAAAAACAGAAUUUAUUGAAUUCGGAGCUGAAAUCGAUAUCCGUUUUAUCCUUUUUUGCCU
Molecule: messenger RNA, 4770 nt
Organism: Symsagittifera roscoffensis
Lineage: Eukaryota; Metazoa; Xenacoelomorpha; Acoela; Convolutidae
Product: protein kinase C beta type-like
Exons: 14
Coding region: 18-3485 (1155 amino acids)
Biological process (GO): protein phosphorylation
Cellular component (GO): nucleus; cytoplasm
Molecular function (GO): protein serine/threonine kinase activity; ATP binding
Source: RefSeq, a predicted model, not a curated record